AUGGCUGUUCUCAAUGAUCUACCCAUCGAGCUGAUCGACUACAUUCUCGAAUCCGAGAUGCCCACGGUGGCCUGGACGAUCGGCGAUAGCCGCACGGACUGCGGCGGGCCAGGCUCUCAGACUGCUGCUGCUGAUACUGCAAGGGCCGCCGAGCUCAAGUCGCAGCUCCCUACACCUCAUUUGGAGAACGAGGCGUUGCGAGACUACUUUGGACCUGGCACCCCUCGCUCCUCUUUUCUCGACGCCAUCGAGGAUGCGUCGCCCUUGCAAGCGCUGCUCGAAGCAUGCCGAGGGAUCUCUGAGGGCCAGACUGCACGCGCUGGCGGGCGGGAGUUACCACAGACACCGUACAACAAGGACAAGCGCAACAUACUCACCCUACGGUUGACCAGAACCAAAACUUUCAAAGAUCGCGCUUACGCUUCCAAAUGGAGGAUCUCGCGCCACGGUCGCCUACUCGUCUUGACGGCCUCGAAUCUCUACGGCGACGAGAGCUCGGUUCGGAACGAGCUCGCGGCGGCCGCAUACGAAGCCCCGGUAGGCCUGUUGACGAUGAGCUUCGACUGCUCCGUCUUGUGGGUCAACAAAGAGUGGCUCAAAGUAACCGGCAUGUAUGGACAGGAGGAUCACGAUAGGUGGGGGGAGCGGGUGAGUGGUUUAGACUUUCAACGAGGCCCACGAGUCGACGAGUUCACUGCCGAAGUGAUGUCGGAGUCCGAGGGGCGCUUGGACAGCGGAUAUCUGACUCUUACCUGCCCAAUAAAACCUCACAGAUCGAACCGGAAGACAUCCCCCUUGUGACCAAAUACCGCGACCAGAGUAAGUCUUGCUUCCUCGCCCAACUUGCCCUGAAGCUGUAGCUCAUGGUCUCUUUGUCUUCACCCAUCAGUUAUUGCACACCAUCAGCGCGAUUCGUGCGAGUUCCGAUGGUUGCCCUCAGGUGGCGACGACAGCGAAAAUUGGACAGUUUCCACGGUCGCCCCACUCUGCAAUGAAGAUGGGAAACCGUACGCGAUGGUGGGAUCUCUGACUAAGUGGGUCUACAUGUAGAGGUUUCAGGGUUUACAGCACAAAACUGCUUACUGACCAAGUAUCCCGACCUAUCCUUAUUCGACUCGGCGUGCUCUCCACCCAAAGUGUGGCCAAGUUCAAGGUAGACGAGCUACAUUUUUUGCGGCAAAAGGAAGAAAGUGCGAGGGCGAAACUCGUUGCAGAGCAGGCAGUGGUUGCGCUGAGUGUAGAGAAUGAGGCUUUGGCGAGGAAGGCGGCCGAGGAUGCAGAAGAGCGGGCGACCGAGGCGGUGCAGGAGAAGCAGGCGACCGAACUGUUCCUUGAUGGUGAGCUGGCUUUUAUCCCUUCGGUAUCAAAGCAUUCAACCAGGGUCUCUGAUGAUUCACUCUUACUAUGCUCCACCAGUUGCAUCACAUGAACUGCGCAACCCCAUCUCGGCCAUUCUUCAGAACGCCGAGUUGACCCGAUCGUCUAUGGACGGCUUAUAUGCAUCUAUGCUACGCCUCGAAAAGAAAAAUCAGCUGCCUCUCUGCUUCACACGCAAAAAAAUCGAACAAAUCGAAGAGAACAUCGAGGCAUGCGACGCCAUCAUCCAAUGCGGCCAUGCGCAAGAGCGAAUAGCCAAUGACACCCUGGGCUUGGCUCAGAUCCAGCUCUCAAAGUACACAAUCGCCUCGAUCGAGUUCGAUCUCAUCGCCUCGCUGCGCAACAUAUGCAGGAUGUGGAAGAGCGAAUGCAAGGCCAAAGGGAUCAAGCUCGAAUUAUCGCUCGGCAACUCGCUCAAACGAUUGGGCUCGCAUGCCCGGGUCUUGGCGGAUCCGACGCGUCUGUCGCAGGUUCUUGUCAAUCUCCUUUCGAACGCAGUCAGGUUCUUGUCAAUCUCCUUUCGAACGCAGUCAGGUUCACGGCCAAAUCGGCUGUUCGUAAAGUCGUGCUAUCCGUCGAGGUGUCGGGCCAGCCGCCGGAUCGAGGGGGUCAGAUCGUACCGCCCGCGGAGACGGAAUACUACAUCGAGAAGCAGCGGCCUGUUUACCUCUUCUUCUCGGUUGCGGAUACGGGACCGGGUAUGACCGAAGAGGAGACGUCGAGGUUGUUUGAAAAGUUCAUGCAGGCGUUCCCAUUCACUCAUUCGACGAUGGGAGGUUCUGGACUCGGUCUGUGGAUUGCUCGGAGUAGGUCGAGCAGAACAUAUCCGUGUCGUUGCGAUUUGGCGCUAUUACUGACUCAACUCAACCCCCUGCAGAUUUGUGCGAGUUGCAAGCCGGGCGUAUCGAAGUGCGAUCCAAAGUCGGCGAAGGCUCGAUCUUCCGUUGCUUCAUCACCGCCCGUUCCAUCGACGCCGGAGCGACGGAAGCCGAGGCGGACGGAGUCCCCAUUAUCGAAGGGAUCACCGAAGCCGGUCCGAACGGUCAAGUCUCACGCAUAAAACUCGACAAUGAUCCUUGCCUGCCCGGGGCUGAAGGGCACCCCGAGCAAACUGUUCUCCCCUUGGCGGGCAAGACGAUCCUCUGUUGCGAGGAUAAUCAGAUCAACCGCACCGUCUUGCGCAAGCAAUUGCUCAAAGCUGGGGCCGAGAGAGUUUUGCUCGCUGAGAAUGGUCAGGAAGGGCUCGAGCUAUUGCAUUUGCACGGUGCCAAGAUCGCGUGCAUCAUUAUGGAUUACGAGAUGCCCGUUAUGGAUGGUUUAGGGGCAACGAGGGCGAUUCGUGCAGUCGAGGAGAGGGACAAGAGUCGCAAGAUGAGGAUUGUCGGGUUGACCGGGAAUGCGAGGGAGGCGCAAAUUAAGAUGGGGCUCCAGGCAGGGAUGGAUGAUGUCGUCACCAAGCCUUACAAGGUGCCGGAUUUGAUGAAACGGAUCUCCGUUUAG
Microbotryum saponariae is the source of this 2877-nucleotide messenger RNA. NCBI's taxonomy places the organism in Eukaryota, Fungi, Basidiomycota, Microbotryomycetes, Microbotryales, Microbotryaceae. The record is from the annotation of a GenBank genome assembly.